This is a messenger RNA of Rosa rugosa (rugosa rose), 1630 nucleotides long. Its product is annotated as heptahelical transmembrane protein 4-like. The transcript has 4 exons. The coding region runs from base 182 to 1381 and encodes 399 amino acids. The record is from RefSeq and is a predicted model, not a curated record. Lineage: Eukaryota; Viridiplantae; Streptophyta; Magnoliopsida; Rosales; Rosaceae. Gene Ontology annotation, molecular function: signaling receptor activity. Gene Ontology annotation, cellular component: membrane.
GUCUCUCUCCCUCUCUCCGCACCAUUUGCUUACACGUUUCUCCCGAAAUUUUCUUUCCGUGGUGGAAACUUUUCCGGAACAGAAAAUUUUGUCUUUUACUUCCACGGCCAUUGUUUUCAUCGACCUUUUGUUUCUAUUUCUUUUUGGCAGGAAAGGUCAAAAUCUCUUUUGGGUUUUGAUCAUGGGUGGUGACUCUCCAACCUUUGAGAUGAUAGAUGGUCGCACUUCUGAUAAUGACUGUGAUAAGGAAGAGAAGGGAAAGAGACUAUGGAAGAAAGUAAAAUAUCAGCUUAUUGAAUACCAUUCAUUGCCUAUGUUCUUAAGGGACAAUGAGUUCAUUCUGGGUUAUUACCGAUCAGAAUGGCCAUUGAAGCAAGUGUUUCUAAGCAUGUUCUCUAUCCAUAAUGAAACUCUUAAUGUCUGGACGCAUUUGAUUGGCUUCUUCCUUUUCCUUUUCCUCACCAUUUACACAGCAACAAGAGCUCCAGACCUCAUGGAUCUUCGUUACCUACAACGUUUGCCUGACAUGAUUAGAAGUGCUGAUUUCCACAAAAUUCAUCCAGAACUGUUGAAUUGCCUCCCUUCAUUACCUAACCUGUCUGAUUUUAAGACAUCUUUGCCGUCUAUGGAUUUUCUUUCUUCAGUUUCAGGGAAUCUAGUGGAACUUGUCACCAAUUGCUUGCCUGAGCGAUUAUCCCAUUCCUACCAAACCGAGAAUUCUGUUCCGCACGGAGUAACAGAUGAUGUGAUGAACAUGGUUGCUCCCCUUAUGGUUCGACCAAUUACAAGGUGGCCUUUUUUUGUCUUCCUAGGUGGAGCCAUGUUCUGCUUGCUAGCCAGUAGCGCAUGCCACCUCCUUGCUUGCCAUUCAGCACGCCUUUCCUACAUCGUUCUAAGAUGUGACUAUGCAGGCAUCGCUGCGCUCAUUGCAACCUCCUUUUACCCUCCCGUUUACUAUUCCUUCAUGUGCAACCCCUUCUUUUGCAAUCUGUACUUGGGAUUCAUAACAAUUCUUGGUAUUGCCACCAUGGCUUUUUCCCUCCUUCCAAUGUUUCAAGGACCCAAGUUCCGCAGUACUCGUGCCUCUCUCUUCUUUGGGAUGGGCGUGUCUGGUGUGGUUCCUUUAGUUCAUAAGCUUAUACUGUUCCGGAAUCGGCCUGAGGUCCUCCACACUACUUGUUAUGAGGUGUUAAUGGGAGUCCUCUAUGGAUUGGGCGCGGUGAUAUAUGCUACAAGGAUACCGGAGCGGUGGAGACCAGGAAAGUUUGACAUUGCUGGCCACAGUCACCAACUUUUUCAUAUAUUGGUUGUGGCAGGAGCUUACACACAUUAUCGAGCAGGACUCGUCUAUCUAAGAUGGCGGGACUUACAGGGUUGUUAGAAUUGAGUCUUGGGUUCCAAGCAUUUUGGUCAUGGUUGACAGGGCUCUCCUAGGCAUUCUGUGUUUGAGGUAUUGCACCUUGUCAUGAAUCAAGGCGUCAUUAUUUUUCCCUCUGGCCAUAUAUAAUAAAGUUGUAGUGUUGUUGGUCAGAAGGUUUGUCCAUGACAGGAUAUAUAUGUAAUUAAGUGAAAGUGAUCGAACCGAUUUUCUAGUGAAAGCUAUGAAAUUAUAGUAUGCUGUUUGUGAUCA